AUGUAUAGCAGGAAGAGAAAGCGAUACACGAAUAGUCUUUCACCUCGGGAGAGCACGGAACCGCAGCAUGGUCAGGACGAUGCAAACCCAACACAUAAAUAUCCAGUACAGAUACAAGCUACACAAAGACCGAAAACGAAUGAUGUGAUCGAAGCAUAUCGCGGCAGAGACCACUAUCUAGGACGCCAUGUAUCUUUUGACGAAGCAAUUGCAUCGCCUAACCACCAAGAUUCAGAAUUAGGAUCCGGAUCAGGAUCCAAACUUUCGUCAGCGGAUCUUGAAUUAUUAACGCACCAAGGCGCAUUCCAGCUACCGCCGAAAUCAGUGCAAGAUGAGUAUAUAACAGCUUAUACGAAAUACUGCAAUGUCUGGACGCCAAUUGUUGAACCUGAAUGGCUACAUGGGCAGUCUGUGUCCUAUCUCCUCCUCCAAUCCAUACUACUAGCAGCGAGCCGCGUCUCGAAACAACCUAGCAUCCAUGGAACGAGUGCAGACUUUUACCGCCGCGCGAAAUUGCUGUUUUUCUUUGGACAUGAGCGAAAUCCGCUUGUCUCUAUUGUCAGCGCGGUUCUGCUGCAUUGGUAUAAUCCCGUCGGACCGGAGACGAUAUCGACUGAUACGAGCGGAUUUUGGUUGAGAACUGCGGAGGCGAUUGCGUUUCAGAUUGGGUUGCAUAAAGAACCACCGGGAUCUGGUACGAAUGAGAGAAAAAGGGAGAGGGCGCUAAGGAGAAGAUUGUGGUGGACUUUAGUCGUCCGGGAUUGUAUUAUUUCGGCGGGUGUUGGGCGGCCUCGCACUAUAAAUCUGUGCGAUAGUGAUGUGUUGCCUCCAUCGCUGGAGGACUUCGAUAAGGGAGAAGUUGUGACGAACCGGUUAUUCCUCGUCUACGCAUCAAUAUGUCAACUCCUAGGCGACAUCGUGGAAAGCUGUUUACGCCCCCAACAACAACCCAACCAGAACCAAAAAUCCCUCGAGAAUGCGCUUUAUCGCUGGGUCAAACAGGACUUCCGAAGCGUCACUACACUCAGUCCUGGUUCAUCAUCGCAAUACACCCUCGAAGCCCGACAGAUCAUGCUAACGUACUUCGCGAACCUGAUCAUACUCGACCGCACUCCGACUUCCGAUGGUAUCCCGUCUGCCAGGUCGUUCAUAGCCUCGUCGUUCAUUUCAGGUAUAUACAAGGAAUUCCUAUCCCGCGACGAACUAUGCCGUCUUGGUCCCGUUUUUGCAUUCUACGCUUUGUGCGCAGGACUCGCAUUGAUACCUGCUAUCAGGUUUCCUGUUUUACGGGAAAUGGCUAUUGAGGAAUUGCGCAUACUUAUGGAUUCCCUAAAGAGAUUGUCAAGACAAUGGGGUUCUGCAUUUGGCGCACUGCGCGCGUUACAGAGGCUCGGGGGCGAGAUUAGUCAAAUGCCGACGAGGGGUGAUCCGGUCCCAUUGUUGCGAGAGGAAAUGGUGCCAUUUUUUGAGGAUUUUGGGAAAAGGUUGUGUCGGCAGUGGAAUGUGUUUUUUGGUGGCGAGGAGCUGACUGCCACGGAGAUGGUUCCGCAGGGGUUGUUGAAUGAGGCUUUGAGCGUGGCUGAGAUGCCACCCUUCGGUGCUUCUAAGACCGGGACUGGGAAUAUAUUACCGGAAUCAGCUGGCAAGACGGACUUUGGAGAUCUGGAUCUGUUUAGUGGGAAUUGGGAAGGUGUCGGAUUUGAUUGGAGCGGGUCUUGGUUAUUAGAUGAUGUUAUAUCACAUAUCAACUAA
Messenger RNA from Aspergillus ruber CBS 135680, 1752 nucleotides. RefSeq names its product transcription factor domain-containing protein. The transcript is spliced from 2 exons. Gene Ontology annotation, molecular function: zinc ion binding; DNA binding. Gene Ontology annotation, biological process: DNA-templated transcription. The coding region runs from base 1 to 1752 and encodes 583 amino acids. NCBI's taxonomy places the organism in Eukaryota, Fungi, Ascomycota, Eurotiomycetes, Eurotiales, Aspergillaceae. The record is from RefSeq and is a predicted model, not a curated record.